This is a messenger RNA of Microthlaspi erraticum, 309 nucleotides long. The record is from the annotation of a GenBank genome assembly. NCBI's taxonomy places the organism in Eukaryota, Viridiplantae, Streptophyta, Magnoliopsida, Brassicales, Brassicaceae.
AUGAAAUAUCAUUGUAAACUGGAUCGGAUCCAAAUAUCCAAUGCCUGUAACUACACCGGAGUUUUCUGUUUACGCUUGCCGGAUAAUCGCCGGAUCCGUACAGUCGCCAUAAUAGAUCUCAAUCACGCCGAUAUCGCUGCGUAUUUUCCUGAGGAGCUUGGUUUGUUAACAGAUCUCGCUUUGUUCCAUGUCAAUUUGAAUCGUUUCUGUGGAACGGUUCCACACUGGUUUAAGCAGCUGAAGCUUCUGUUAGAGCUCGAUCUCAGCAACAAUAGAUUCGCCGGGAAGUUUCCGACGGUGGUUCUUUAG